AUGCCUCGUGCCAACGAUACCGCUCAAAAGGUCUUUUACAAGGGCAAGUCUGAGGACUUCAUUGUCUUCGUCGAUGAUCUUGAGACCCUGCAGAAGUGGAAGAAUGACCGCAGCAUUGCUCUGUCUGAUGUGUUGAACGGCUGGAAGGUUUUUGUUUCUCAUAGCCAUGGUGCUCAAGGUAUCCUGGACGCCGCCAGCAAGUCGGCCCUGCAGAACGAAUUCGGCACCACCAACGAAGAUGAGGUCAUGACUAAGAUUCUAGAGGGCGGAGAGUACCAAGCCAACACCAACCGUGAACGUGAAGGCAGCAAGAACGACUCCAUGGGCAGUGCCAACAUCGGCCGGUAA
Penicillium malachiteum is the source of this 348-nucleotide messenger RNA. RefSeq names its product SBDS family protein. NCBI's taxonomy places the organism in Eukaryota, Fungi, Ascomycota, Eurotiomycetes, Eurotiales, Aspergillaceae. The transcript has 3 exons. The coding region runs from base 1 to 348 and encodes 115 amino acids. The record is from RefSeq and is a predicted model, not a curated record.